AUGGACGGUUUAAGCGUACUUGCCACAUCCUUCAAGGAAAAUGUGGUCGUCAAGAAUCGAAAAUACCACAUGAAGACAUACCCUCAAUGUUUCGUUGGAAGUGAAGCCGUCGACUAUCUCGUGCAGUCUGGAAAUGCAGGUAGCCGAGAGGAAGCCGUCAGUAUUGGGGAGGCUCUCCAAGCUAUGCACCUCUUUGAGCACGUCACUCGUGAUCAUCAAUUCUCUGACAAAACCCUGUUUUACCGUUUCAUGGAAGGAGGUGAGCGAGGAUCCUUGAAACUUGAUGAAAAUACGGGCAAGGCAAUUGAAUGGACUAACUUCUUGGGCCCCGUCGGUCGUGCUGGUGACCAAAGUUUGCAACCAACAUUCGAUCAAGAAAAGUUGGCAUCCAUAGAUCCAAAGGAUCAACACGUCAUUUCUACUGUCUGGCCAAUGGAUGAAUUGAACACCGAAUUGUUAAAUAAUGUUCAUCCCCCAGACUGGCAAGAUCCCAAGGCCACAGAAAGUGACUUGUAUGAUGUUGUGGUAAUUGGUGCCGGUGUCGGUGGAUUGAUUGCCGCUGGCAGUUCUGCUGGUGUGGGUGGCAAGGUGGCGAUGAUUGAAGCUCACAUGCUCGGUGGCGAUUGCCUUAACACUGGAUGUGUUCCAUCCAAGGCUUUCAUUCAUUCUGCCAACAUGGCCCAUGGUUUGAAGAAUGAUGUUGCCCGUAUGGAAGAGGCUGGGGUAUUUGUGGAUCCGAGUGCUGUGCGAGUCGAUUUUGAUCAAGUCAUGAAGCGGGUGAGAAAGGUUCGAUCUCAAAUCAGUCAUCAUGACUCCGCUACUAGAUAUAGCAAGGAUCUGGGAGUUGAAGUGUUCAUUGGAUACGCCAAAUUCACAUCUCCAAGAACCGUCGUUGUCAAUGGCCAAACGUUGAAUUUCAAAAAGGCUGUCAUCGCAACUGGUGGAUACCCUACCUUAAUCCCUAUGGAAGGUAUGAAGAUGUUACACGACAAGGCCACAUCCACAGAAAUUUGUGAUUCGGAACGUCCAUUGGUGAUGACGAACGAAACUUUCUUCAACAUGACAAAGCAACCGACAAACAUGGUCACCAUUGGAGCUGGUGUAAUCGGUAUGGAGUUGUCGCAAGCAAUGCGACGCCUUGGAACAAAGGUCACCGUGCUUGGACGUUCCGGGAAAGUCUUGCCAAAGGAAGACCAAGACAUGGCCGACAUUGUCAAGCAACAAAUGGUUGAUGAUGCAGUCGAUUUCAAAUUGUCUGUCAAGGAAUACAUCAAGCUCGAGCUCACUGGUAAUAGAUCUGAAUCUGGACUCCCUGAAAUGGCCAUGACCCUUCUUGAAAAGGAUUCUUCAGAACCAAUCACACUGAUUUGCGAUGCCGUUUUGGUGGCCGCUGGACGACGUGCUAAUGUCACUGGAAUGGACUUGGAGAAGGCCAAGGUAGACUACACUCCUGAAGGCCUUGUGGUGAAUGACAAGUUACAAACAACCAACUCGAGAAUAUUUGGAGUUGGGGACGUUUGCUCCAAGUUCAAGUUCACACAUGCAGCCGACUUUAUGGCCAGAGCUGUUGUGCGCAACUCGUUGUUCUUUGGCAAGGAGAAGAUGUCUGGGUUGUUGAUUCCUUAUGCAACCUUUACAACUCCUGAAAUUGCCAGUGUUGGACUUUACGGCAAAGAUUUGGACGAGAAGGGCAUUGAAUACAAGAUUAUUGAAAAACACUUCAAAGAUAAUGAUCGAGCCAUUUGUGACGACAAUACCCAAGGAUUUGUCCGAUUCCGUGUGGAUACCAAAAAAGGUCUUAUCCUUGGAGCGAGUAUUGUUGGGGAAGGUGCUGCCAAUAUGAUUAGUGAGGUCACUUUGGCUAUGCAAUCUGGUACAGCACUUAGUACGCUGGCCUCUGUGAUCCACCCAUACCCAACGACAGCCGAAGUCCUUCGUCAAUCCGGAGACUUGCUGAACAAGGAAAAGCUGACUACGAAUGUGAAAAUUUUGCUGCGCGGAAUAGUUCAAAUACAAAAAUAG
Messenger RNA from Cylindrotheca closterium, 2022 nucleotides. The record is from the annotation of a GenBank genome assembly. NCBI's taxonomy places the organism in Eukaryota, Bacillariophyta, Bacillariophyceae, Bacillariales, Bacillariaceae.